UCAAAGGGUUAAAGUUGAAAGGUUACGCUUGGCAAGAGCCUCCGCUCCACAAUCAACACACGCCGAAAUGACUACAUUACGGGCAUUUAAUUGCGACGAUCUAUUCAGAUUUAAUAACAUAAAUUUGGACCCCCUGACAGAGACCUAUGGCAUACCAUUCUAUUUACAGUACCUGGCUCACUGGCCGGAGUAUUUCGUUCUUGCCGAGGCACCCGGCGGAGAGCUAAUGGGAUAUAUCAUGGGAAAGGCGGAAGGAUCCGUUGCCAGAGAAGAGUGGCAUGGGCACGUCACCGCACUCUCUGUGGCCCCCGAAUUCCGCCGCCUGGGACUGGCUGCCAAACUCAUGGACAUGCUUGAGGAGAUAUCGGAGAGGAAAGGUGCUUUCUUCGUUGACCUCUUUGUGCGUGUCUCCAAUCAAGUGGCAGUGAAUAUGUACAAGCAGUUGGGUUACAGCGUGUAUCGCACAGUAAUAGAGUACUACUCUGCAAGCAACGGCGAACCAGAUGAGGACGCAUAUGAUAUGAGGAAGGCACUCUCGAGGGACACAGAGAAGAAGUCCAUAAUCCCCUUACCACAUCCUGUAAGGCCAGAAGACAUAGAAUAACACUGGGCAGUGACUCUCUAGAGGCAUCUUAUCAACCCAUAUUGGGGGAAAUACUGUUUUUAUGACUUACAAUUUGAUUUUAUUAUAUUUUUUGCUUCAAGAACCGUGAUCAUGCUGAUUUUGUUCUUGCAGAUGCAUGAGAGUCACAGUCACAAAAUAUUUAAACCUUUAUUUUCCCCCCCAAUAGCCCCCAAAAAGCCAAGGCGACAUUAGCAAAGAGGACCCCUGACACGAUCACUGUUGCUGCUGUUCUGAUAGCAUCCGGAAUAAAGACAAUUUCUGCA
Messenger RNA from Engraulis encrasicolus (European anchovy), 888 nucleotides. RefSeq names its product N-alpha-acetyltransferase 20, NatB catalytic subunit (gene naa20). The record is from RefSeq and is a predicted model, not a curated record. Lineage: Eukaryota; Metazoa; Chordata; Actinopteri; Clupeiformes; Engraulidae. Gene Ontology annotation, molecular function: protein-N-terminal amino-acid acetyltransferase activity. The transcript is spliced from 6 exons. Gene Ontology annotation, cellular component: NatB complex. Gene Ontology annotation, biological process: N-terminal peptidyl-methionine acetylation. Bases 68 to 604 code for a protein of 178 amino acids.